AUGGAUACGAGACUGACGAGACUCUCCCUUCUCUCCCUCUCCUUUCUGCUGCUGUGCUGUGCUUCCCGGCUGGCAGUGGGGAACCACACGGGCCGGAUCAAGGUGGUCUUCACACCCACCAUCUGCAAGGUGACCUGCACGGGGGGCCAGUGCCAGAACAACUGUGAGCUGGGCAACACCACCACCAUUAUCAGUGAGAAUGGCCGUGCCGCAGACACCCUCACCGCCCCCAACUUCAGAGUAGGUGAGUGAUCUCCGGUUCACCUUAUCAUCACCCCUCCCCAUCUGUUUCCGUCUUGUGCUCAUCCGAUGUGGUUGCUGCCUUGUGCCUGGUGCAUGAUGGGAUAUAAGGCAUCUGAAUUUAGGGUGGUUAUUGUGCUGUGUGUGUGUGUGUGUGUGUGUGUGUGUGUGUGUGUGUGUGUGCACGCGUUUAGGGCAAUACAAUGAGAUCUGUCAUGUACGUUCUAUGUCUCACACUCUCUGCAUUCUGGAUGAGGUGUUAAACUAUUUUGAUGAUUAAUGUUUACAUUACUGCAUUUUCCUGCAUAACAGUAUAGUAUCUGACACACAUAGUAUAUAAAAUAUAAAAAUGACUGUUCAAUACAGGAGCACAAUAGGUGGGUGUUGCACAGACCCUGGAAAAGUCUGCCUCAGUCCUUAUAAGGAGCUCACCACUGUCUGCUGUAUCCUGUUCUUGACACAGACAUCUGGGAAGACCCAAAGAAGAUGAAUUCCUGUCUGACUCAGCAGCAGACACAGAUAUGAGAGCUCUGACUCUGGUUCUGUGACUCACGGUCAAUGUGGCUAUCCCUAUAGAGUCAGCAUUCAUGAUGCAUAUUGUACAGUUUGACGUUAUUGAUUGGGCCAUAGUAAAAACCUAAUUAUAACUCUUCACUAUGUAUUGUGUUACUAAUUUUAUGGUUGAAGAUACUUAUUUGAAUCAUCACUAAAUACCUAUAUAUUGGAAUGCCAAAUGUGCAGUAUAGCGUAGCAAAUGUAGCAGUCUUUUCCUGCUCUUUUGUGCAGAUCUGCAGCCUAGGGUGCUGCUCUGUCUGUGUGACUGUCUCUUUAAAUGAGAGCACCUGGUGUAGUGUCAGCCUAAUGUACCUGUCGAGACACGCAAUCUGUUCCAGGCCUGCUCUUCCCUCCCUGCUGAGAGCCAAGAGAGCUAUGAAGUAGCACAAGUCCUGAGCCUAGAAAGUGGAGAGCUGAGUUUUAUUUACAGUGUGCAGGCCAUCUCGUGUAGUCCCGUGUAGCUCAGUUGGUAGAGCAUGGCGUUUGCAACGCCAGGGUUGUGGGUUCGUUUCCCACGGGGGACCAGUAUAAAACAUUUUUUACAAAAAUGUAUGCACUCACUAACUGUAAGUCGCUCUGGAUAAGAGCGUCUGCUAAAUGUAAAUGUAAAUCUCCAGCAGCAGAAAUGGAAUAAAUCCCAUGUUUGUUUAUCAUACCUGAGUGAUGAAGGGAGAGUGUUGCUUCAUUAUAAGAAAAGGGGGGAUGUGUCCCUGCUUGCAACAUGGUGUUGGCCAAAUAACACGCUUACCAAGCCCAUAACAAGCUUUAGUUGAUUUGUGACUCAUUUAUCCAGGGCGAGGUGUAACUGUACUUUUUACCCACUUAACACUGUACUAAAUGCCACUCUGCUGUUGAAGGCUCUGCAAAGGAACAUUUUACUUUACAGUCCUGUGGAAAGAGGUUUAUUAAUCGUGGUGGAUUGUGCUGCACUGUUAUUACCACAUUUUGUGCAAUUAAAACACAAUACAUCCAUUGAGAAUAUGAAUGUGAACAUUUCUUCUGGGCUUCUGUCCUGCCUAGUCAGCGCUUAGGGCAUGAGGCCUGGUGGUUUUGGGCUGCCACAUUACCCUCCGUUGCCGAUGGAGACAGCCCCUCUCCUCUCCUGCAGUCCAACUCCGCUAGACAUGCAUCUGGAAAGAGAGAAGGACACAGCUGCACAGUUUACUACUGUACAGUCUACUGGCUGGCAGAUUAUAUAACGGUCUCAUUUGGUUUCCAUAUCAGCUCCAUACUGAUAAGGGAAUAAAGUUUAUCCCUCCCUUUUUCUCGCUCUCUCUCUCUCUCUCUCUCUCUCUCUCUCUCUCUCUCUCUCUCUCUCUCUCUCUCUCUCUCUCUCUCUCUCUCUCUCUCUCUCUCUCUCUCUCUCUCUCCCACUCUUUUCGAUCCCUCUUCUCUGUCUCUCUACUGUCACAGUAUUCUAUGGGGGACAAGGAACCCUUUUAGAGUGUUGUUUUUCCAUACCUCAGUGGUCUGUGUCAGGCCCAGACUUUUGGGCGUAUUGGGUCCUAGGUGUGUGCAGUGCCUGUCUAAGUAUUGUGAGCCUCCUGGAUCAGCCCAGGCUUCCUUAUUAAAGAUGGCCAUGGCUGUCAGUUCAUUUUGUGUGUCAGCUGCGCUGUAGACAAUAUCACCACAUUUAGGGUCAGAUUAAACUAAAUAGAUUUUUGGGGAAGUCAAGAUGGAGGGAAGUAUAUUCAACAUUAUUCUACCCGUUCUCUUCAUAUAGCACCUAUACAAAUAUGUCCCAUUUUGGGAGAGAGGUAAAGAAAGAAGCUGACCGAUUUUCUUGGCUCUCGGGCCAAUUCCAUUAAUUUUCUAAUUCCUCGGGUAACCUGUUCAGUUUUUACAGAGGUGAUGAGGGCUGUUGACUUUGGGUGGAGGUAGUUGUCUGGAGGCCUAUGUGUCUGGAGUCCUGUAUGAGACUUGAUUAAUGAGCAUUACACACUAAUAGUUCAUUUAGGCUUUCACUGGGCCAAAGGAGUGUAAUCAGGUGUUUGGUCAGUGCCUAAUUGGAAGCAUGUGGCUCCCGAGGAGGAAAAAAGUCUGCAGCCGUCUCUCUCUCUCUGUCUGCCCUGUAAAGGAGAGUGCCAGGUAUUUCACCGAAACACUUUCACUGAUUUUAUAGGCUCCCUUCACUCCCACGUACGCAAGUUGUGGCUGGGGGAUCAUCUGGUGGAGAAUAAAACCUGUAGCUAUAGAGGAAAGGGAGAGUCCAGAGGUUGCCAGUGAGGGACCAUGCUGGGGAGUUUAUGAGCUGUGCAGCGCCAGCCUUAGAUGGAGUUGGAGAUGGCUGGAGUCGACUAAUCCUCUUGUAGCUGUCAUUUCCUCCUUGUCAGAUUUCAUUAGCUUAUAUUUUCAUUAGCUGCACUGUCAUUUUUUCCUCCCUACAUGUUUUUUUCUUCUUCGUAGAUUUCUUUUUUUGUCAUCCCUACCUGGCAGUCAGGAAAGCGUGGCACUGUAUUUACAGUCUCAGUAGACGGGCUGCCUGUGGUGGAGGGGGGAAGCGAUGGGGGCUUCUCCUGCUGCCAGAGCCUGUGCCCUCAGUAAACACCAGGCGCUAGCCUCUACCGUGAGUCUAGGGUUGCCUUGUCUGGGUCAACCUGCCUUUCUGCUCUAACAACUACAUUUUACAUUUACAUUUUAGUCAUUUAGCAGACGCUCUUAUCCAGAGCGACUUACAGGAGCAAUUAGGGUUAAGUGCCUUGCUCAAGGGCACAUUAACGUCAUUUAGCAGACUAAGUGGGAUUUUUCUGUGAAGUGCCAGACGCCGCGUCUUAAAAUCUCAUUAGACACCCAGGGGCCAUGCACUGUGCUGCUGCUGACCCAGCCUCCUCUAAUCACAUUGCCUAGGCCCGUGGAGGGAGCAUGGCAGCCUGCCUUAAUGAACAACAUCCAGGGCUUCGGUCCUCACUCUCUUUCACUCUCUCACGCUCCACUCCUCAGUGGAUGAGGAGGAAAUGAGUCAGUGUGGUUGUGUAUGUGCUUGUUUCUGUUUGUGCAUGGGUGUUCACUGUAUCUGUGUGUGUGUGUGUGUGUCCACUGUCCACCAGGUGAAGUAGUCUCAUUAAACUAUUUUAUUCUGUGUGGUAGUCAGAGGAAACAUCUGGAGCGCAUAAGACUGGGGACUGAGGUACGGUCAGUCACUCUUUCUGACUCAGCUGAUUAAACGCAGGUUAGCGUUUUUUGUCAUGAAUCUUGUUCUGGUCACUAGCUGUCACAGCCACAAAGUCAUAAAAUCUUAUUUUAAACCUAACCUUAACCCGAACCAUACUGGUAACCCUAAUGCCUAACCCUAACCUUAAAUUAGGACCAAAAAGCACAUUUUUGUUUUCAUGAAUUUUUACAAUAGCCAAUUUUGACUUUGCAGCUGGCCUAUCUAAAGAGAAAUUGCUCAGUCCUCAUAAUAAAUGCAUGUGUUCCCAGUGCUACCUGAGGUUGGAUGAGGUAACUGUCAGCAAAUAUUGAAUAUCUUACGAGUCGUGGAUUUGAGUGUGUGGAUUUAGUUUCCCUUGAAUUCUAUUACUUUGAUUUCCCUUAAGUGUCUGUCUAUCAUCAUUUCCCUUCCCAUCCUGUCAUGUUUUGCCACACAGCUUCAGUAGCUUGUUUCCUGCCCACAACAAGAUGAGUAUGUAACCAUUGUGUCUGAGUGCCUUUAGAGGUGUUCGGGGGGCUGUUCUGGGGCGCCAUUCGCCCCAGUAAUCAGUCCAUGGUGUGAUGAUUUCAUUAGCCUCUGGGAACCACAGCUAUGGCUUCUGGUUAGACCUCUGACAUCACACUGUGAGGGCUACAGAGGAGGAGGGCAAACCUGAUGUCUGUCAGCAAGAAACACUUAUUAGUUACUCAUCACAUUAGGCGUUGUGAUGGACAUUUCUAAUGCACGGAUAAACUACUAAAUUACUAGUAAAUUACUAUUUAUUAUACACUGCUCAAAAAAAUAAAGGGAACACUAAAAUAACACAUCCUAGAUCUGAAUGAAUGAAAUAAUCUUAUUAAAUACUUUUUUCUUUACAUAGUUGAAUGUGCUGACAACAAAAUCACACAAAUUAUCAAUGGAAAUCAAAGUUAUCAACCCAUGGAGGUCUGGAUUUGGAGUCACCCUCAAAAUUAAAGUGGAAAACCACACUACAGGCUGAUCCAACUUUGAUGUAAUGUCCUUAAAACAAGUCAAAAUGAGGCUCAGUAGUGUGUGUGGCCUCCACGUACCUGUAUGACCUCCCUACAACGCCUGGGCAUGCUCCUGAUAAGGUGGUGGAUGGUCUUUGAGGGAUCUCCUCCCAGACCUGGACUAAAGCAUCCGCCAACUCCUGGACAGUCUGUGGUGCAACGUGGCGUUGGUGGAUGGAGCGAGACAUGAUGUCCCAGAUGUGCUCAAUUGGAUUCAGGUCUGGGGAACGGGCGGGCCAGUCCAUAGCAUCAAUGCCUUCCUCUUGCAGGAACUGCUGACACACUCCAGCCACAUGAGGUCUAGCAUUGUCUUGCAUUAGGAGGAACUCAGGGCCAACCGCACCAGCAUAUGGUCUCACAAGGGGUCUGAGGAUCUCAUCUCGGUACCUAAUGGCAGUCAGGCUACCUCUGGCGAGCACAUGGAGGGCUGUGCGGCCCCCCAAAGAAAUGCCACCCCACACCAUGACUGACCCACCGCCAAACCGUUCAUGCUGGAGGAUGUUGCAGGCAGCAGAACGUUCUCCACGGCGUCUCCAGACUCUGUCACGUGCUCAGUGUGAACCUGCUUUCAUCUGUGAAGAUCACAGGGCGCCAGUGGCGAAUUUGCCAAUCUUGGUGUUCUCUGGCAAAUGCCAAACGUCCUGCACGGUGUUGGGCUUUAAGCACAACCCCCACCUGUGGAUGUCGGGCCCUCAUACCACCCUCAUGGAGUCUGUUUCUGACCGUUUGAGCAGACACAUGCACAUUUGUGGCCUGCUGGAGGUCAUUUUGCAGGGCUCUGGCAGUGCUCCUCCUGCUCCUCCUUGCACAAAGGCGGAGGUAGCAGUCCUGCUGCUGGGUUGUUGCCCUCCUACGGCCUCCUCCACGUCUCCUGAUGUACUGGCCUGUCUCCUGGUAGCGCCUCCAUGCUCCACGCCUCACAGCAAACCUUCUUGCCACAGCUCGCAUUGAUGUGCCAUCCUGGAUGAGCUGCACUACCUGAGCCACUUGUGUGGGUUGUAGACUCCGUCUCAUGCUACCACUAGAGUGAAAGCACCGCCAGCAUUCAAAAGUGACCAAAACAUCAGCCAGGAAGCAUAGGAACUGAGAAGUGGUCUGUGGUCACCACCUGCAAAACCAGUCCUUUAUUGGGGGUGUCUUGCUAAUUGCCUAUAAUUUCCACCUGUUGUCUAUUCCAUUUGCACAACAGCAUGUGAAAUGUAUUGUCAAUCAGUGUUGCUUCCUAAGUGGACAGUUUGAUUUCACAGAAGUGUGAUUGACUUGGAGUUACAUUGUGUUGUUUAAGUGUUCCCUUUAUUUUUUUGAGCAGUGUAUUUCAUUGAGCUUUCAUUGAGCUUUAUUUUGUAUUGCUCUUUGUAUUCACUUACUUCGUUUUUCUGUUGAUGCAUUGUCGAGAGGGGAACCUGCAAGUAAGCAUUUCAUUGCACUGUGUACUCCAUGUACACAAUAAAGUGGUAAGUUUAUUAUUGCCUCCAGAACAUCCAGAAUUCUUUGGGGCAUGGAAACGUUGCUCAGUUGGUAUCAAGGGACCUAACGUGUGCCAGGAAAACAUUCCCCACACCACCGCCACCAGCCUGUACCGUUGACACCAACAGGAACCGGGAUUCGUAAGACCAGGCAAUAUUUUUCCACUCCUCAAUUGUCCAAUGUUGGUGAUCAUGUGCCAACUGGAGCCGCUUCUUCUUGUUUUUCGCUGAUAGGAGUUUAACCCAGUAUAGUAAUCUGCUGCAAUAGCCCAUCCGUGACAAGGAUGGACGAGUUGUGCGUUCCGAAAUGCCGAUCUGCACUUCAUGAGAGCCCAUGAACUCAUGUUCCGCAACAUUUCUAUAGGCUAUGCAAUUGCGUGAGAAAACAGAGUGAUGGCCUCUAUUAAAAAGAGGAGGAUCCCAUCAGCUUUCUAUAGGCUAGGCCUACUGUAUCUAUUUCUCAACUUUCCUAAUAUUAAGCACAUUGCUUCUCGUUAUAACGGGAGUGUAGCCUACCUGGCUGGCAUGAAAAUGAAACACGGGAAAAGUGUCCUCCAUUUGCUAUUUAAGUCCAUAAAUUACAUGUAUUUUUUUUCCCCUGCCCCUGUUUUGAGACAGGUGCAUGAUAAUGGUCCAUUCUAAAACAAAUUUCACACAUAUUAUUUUAUUUUAAUUUGGGAUCUAUCGCAUCCCACAACUGUCCCAGACUAUGUUUGGAAUAUUUAUUUCGCACACAGAAUAGAAUAGGUCAACUUUGUGUGCCUCGGAAUUGUAUAAGGACGCGCGCAGUUGUGUCCUAUGUGUCUGUCUUCACUUGUAGCCUGUGAGAAAGACCUUAUCACGUGACGUGCAUUGGCAAUAAGAAUUGAGCUAUCUGAGAGAGCCGUGUGAGUGAGAGGUGCUUCACCGCACGCAGCCGGGAGAAGGGAAUUAUAAUUAUUAUAUAUCAGCCCAAAGGCACAACGGCCACUGGCCGCAAAAGGCGUGGAUUUUUUUACGGGGCAUUACGGCCACACAAGGGGAUGCCACUGGGAAAUUCGAGGCAUUAUCAAGUGCUUGUCAAAUUGUGAAUGAGAGACUGAUGAAAUGUGUGCAGCCUGUGCAAAUAACAAAGCAAAGCUCAUGCCUUUCAUGCAUCAUGCAGCCUUAGAAUGUAUAAAAAAUUUAAAUGUUGGGCAAUAUGUUUUGAUCACAACUAAAGUUGCAUAAAUAACUCUAAAUUAAGCAUAUAGGAAGACCUGUUUCUUUGUUAAUCGCUCAACACAGAUUAGCCGCAUGUGCGCACUCCCUCAGAAAUCUUUAGGAGAAAACAUCCAUUCUAUUUUAUUCAGCUAUGUUCAAUUGUAUUCUUCAUACUAUAAAAUAAGCCACGGACUUCUAAGCAAAUCUUGUCUGCUAAAUGAACUAGUGUAGCCCACAGCCAUAUGGCAUAGCCAGAUCAGAGCCUAACAUAAGGACAAGGACUAUGCUAUUCUGUUAUAGACAGUUCUGAAAUAGACAGUAUUUUCUUUCAUAUCAUGUUUCUUUAGACCUGUAUAAAAUACAUAAUGGUUUUAUUGUGAUGGUGUAGGCUAUGGAUUUAUUAGACUUUUUAAAAUGUAGGUGUUCCAAAGGUCUGUAUUAGUGGCUUGUAGGCUAUGCGUGGAAGCCAGGAGAUGCUAAAUAUGUUUAUGUUAAUUAACGGUCAAUUACCUUGAGACCAGCAGUUAUUUGCUUGACGAUCACCAGCUGACAAAAUGUUAUGACUGCCACUGCCCUAAUCAUACCACGCUCAAAGUCACUUAGGUCACUCGUUUUGCCCAUUCUAAUGUUCAAUCGAACAGUAACUGAAUGCCUCGAUGCCUGUCUGUCUGCUUUAUAGUAUAUAGCAAACCACGGCCACGUGACUCACUGUCUGUAGGAGCGAACCAUUUUCAUGAACGGGGUGGUGUACCUAAUAAACUGUGUAUAUCAUGUGUAUAUGACAAAUAAACUAACUUGAACAAGAUAAACCUCAUCCAUAGAGCCCGGAGUUGUUCCUGGUCAGGUCACGUGGUCAGGAAAAAUGUAUGGCCAUACAUACUCAUCCAAUAUGGUUUGAUGUGGGUUCCACCAAACCAAUGAUUAUCAUGUAUAGCUUCUCUCUGUUUAAAUAACCAGUCUUGCUACGUGUGGCAAACGGUUUGUCAACCAGUUUGAUUGGCCAAAUACACCCUCUCAAAGCACAUUUUACAUGGAUCCUGUCUCUUCUAGACAUCCCAAAUGUAAACAAUAACCCGUAGUCCCUGAGAUGUCUUUGUAUAUCAAACAGGAAAUCACCUGAUGCUCCUAAUGCCACAGGCUGCAUGGUAAGGACAUGGGUCAGGCCUGGCAGGGGGUUGGCUGGGGCUGGGCAGAGUCAGAGAGGACUUCAAACAGCAUUGUGUAGCAGGAGCCUGCAUGGGCCAGAGAGAAUCAGAGGCAGCAAGGAUGUGAGGUUUGGGAGCGGUGUUGUUGUCACCAUAAUGAGAGGGUUGGGGAGAGGCAUAUCCUACCAAACUGUGCUUGUCCUUUUCUAGGGAAAACACACUCAAUUAAACAAAAGACAUGAAUGCUAUUUGUUUACAGUACAGUAGUGACUGGGAUGCACUGAACACAAGGCCUAUAGGCCACAGGACAAAGAAUCAGCCUCUUUCUUUGUAGCUACAGUAGGAAUGUUGUUAUUAUAGAUGGAACAUGUUUAACUUUCUCUACAAUGAAUUUGAAACACCCUUUCAACUUGAAACACUAGGCUAAGAUUGCCUCCUAAGGCCUGAAAAGCAUGUGAUUAAAUUACCUGUAUGUGUGGAACAUUAUAACACAUUACACCUUCCAGGAAUUUCAGCUGUGCUUGACAUGCUUUCCUACAACUUGUAAUGGAGUGCCAGAAGAGAGUGAUUACUAGUUCCCUCUCGCUCAAUUGAGCAAUUGACUCAUGGUUUGCUGAGGAGAUUCCUGCACUGGUAGAAAGGACGACAGACCCAGGCAGCCAAGAUAUUCCUCAUAGGCAGCAGGUAUUCCCAUUGGGGGGAACUGAGGCAGACAGGGUGGUUGAGUGUCAGUAGUAUCUCCACCCCACCCCCAACCAACUGCGUAUAUGUCUGGGUGACUCUGGGGAGAAACAAAACUGAGGACUAGGCAGCAGAGUCCAAUACAAACACGCACGCGCUCCACACUCUGUCCCCUCCCAGUCUCUGUCUGCUAGCCGGCUCCUGGCUGGGCUGACAGCUUGAUUCAUGCCGCCGACCCACACGCCAUUGACACAUAUUUCAAAUACACUGGGGGGAUUCGGUUCCUUCAGCUCUUUUCCAGAAGACGCCUCGGCAAACUAACCCUCCACAGAAUGUCCUUCAGCUUCGCAAUUAUUGAAAAUUACUGCCUGAAUGGAGCAGUUAAUGUUCUAAUUUAAAUUCUAUAUUUUUCAUUCGUUUUUUUCUGGCUUGUGGUGCAUGGUUAGUGGAGGUGAGUGGUGUGGUGGCGUGUGCGGUGCUUGUGGAGACUAGCUGGAGCUAUGAAGGAAAUUCCUUUGUGGAUGAAUAAGCAUUGGGUGACUGACAACUCUGAGAGAGAGAGAAAAGUGAGAAUGGCACACUUACUCAAUUUCUAGUAUGAACAGCAAGGUAUUUACAGUAAAGACCUUGAAUUCCCAGUGUAAUACUUUCCUGGGCAUACCUCUGUCAUGUGGUUUGGGUCUUAGCCUCAAGUAGCCUUAUCUGGGCAUGAGGUCUCCCUCAGAACCGGGCUGAGGAAUUGAUGACUGUCAGAGUCAGGAUGGAAAACAAACCCUGGGGCUGAAUAGCUGAAUACAUUACAGGCUCCUCAAUUAUGCCAGAUUUGCUGAGGAAUUAUGCAGUCUCCAAGCGUAAUGGAUAAUUUGGCAUCCAUCUCCUUGUGCCUUUGUGAUGAAUAUUGAUGGUGGGGGAGUCGGGCAGUGUUUGGACACUGAGCUGAAUGCGUAAAGUCGUGGAACUCUGGAAGACAACGACAAAGAUGUAAACGAUGGCUGAACAACACAGGCUUUGUUCUCCUGGGUAUGGAUGGAUCCAUCAUGCCUCUUAAUGUUGCAGCUCGAGAUUCCUGCUUCAUAUCUUGUUGUGCUAAAGCACAAACUUCCUCGAUGAGGUCCUUGGCAUAUGGAGGCUUGAGUGGGAGAGAGCGAGAAAGCGCAAUCAGAGAAAAAAUAAUAUUGGAAGGUAACUCAUCAUGAAAUGUCAAACACAGUUCGUAAACAGUGGUUGUUUUGUCUACUUGCUGUUUAUUUAAAGGUUGAUCAGUCUCCGAGUUAAACAUUUUCCAAAAAUAAACUGCUGUAAAGAGUUUGUGUGUGGCUGUGUGUGCGGAAUGUCAUUGGGUUCGCUGUCAUCUGUGGGCACAGCUGGCUAAACUUCACGUUCUUUGUGUUUUUUUAGUGGUAUGCCAUCUGCCCUGCAUGAAUGGAGGAAAGUGCAGUGCCAGGGACAAGUGUCAGUGCCCGGCUACCUAUACGGGGAAGUUCUGCCAGAUGCCUGUUCAAAAUGGGAAUGGGCAGCAGCGCCAGAAUGGGAAGCAGCAGACGUCCCAGAUUCACUCCACUCACACUCUGCCCCUCACGUUCAGCAAUGGACAGAACCCUGGUAAGAUGGAGGGACUGAGUUCAAAUACAUGUACAUGUAUUUUUUGAAAAUUGGGUUCAUUUUUUAUCCGAAGGCAUAUAGGUAGAAAUACGAAGGAGUAUCCAAUAAGUGUACAUCUAAAGUGCGGUCGUAGAACAUUAACUUGCUAUUUUCAAUAACUUUGACCCCAUGUAUCCUCUUUUACCUUGUCUCCCCCAGUGAAAUAUGCCCCCAGCAUCGUGAACAUCCACGUGAAGCAUCCUCCAGAGGCCUCGGUGCAGAUCCAUCAGGUCUCCCAGCUGGAUGCCAAUGGGCAGAAGGUGAAAGGCAAUGGGCAGAAUGGCCAAUCGCAGACCCAGACCCAGACCCAGACCCAGUCUCACUACACCUACCACCACUCAGACAGCAGACAGACGAUCCAGGGACACAAUAUAAUCUACCCCAACCAGCAGAGCUACGUCCCCCAGUACCAGCCCGUCUCCUCCAAGAGCCAGUUGGGACGCUGCUUCCAGGAGACCACCGGCACACAGGUCAGAGAGGGACAGGGGGGAGGGCAGGGAUGGAGAAAGAGGAGGGAUAGAGGAGAAGAGGAAGAGAGGAAAUCUGGAAGUGUUGAGAGUGCAGAGUGAGAAUAUUGGAAGACAGAUCAGAGAAGGACAGAGGGAAAGGUGGGGGUUGGAGAAAGAGAGUGGAAAUAAGAGGGAGAGAGAGAGAAAGAGCUAUUGGUAGGCUUUGUGGAUAAAUAAGGUAAUGAGUUCUGCUUCAAUGCCAGCCAUUGAUCACUCUUUGCAUUUGAAAAAACACAAUCAAAGGAGCUGUUUGUCCAUCAAACUAAUCUAUGCUAAUCGAAAUUGAUGUGUGUUUAGAGGACAAAAACAACCGUGACUCAAGUUAAAUCAAUCCAGGUGUGUAGAGCCUCUCAUUUUUCAGUCUGCUGGCCUUUAUACUCCGAGAAUAAAGAUGCUAUCAACACCAAACAACUUUUCCCAUUUAGAAAUAGCUCCAUAACUCAUGUCAGUGCUUUAAUACAUCCAAAGUUAUUAGCAGUAUUGGCACCUCGCCCGUCUUAUCCACUUCAAUUUGGUUUACAUUUUGCAGUCAGAUUGACAUUAUGGUGAUAAGGCUCCAUCAGCAGGCGAGGCGCUGAGGACUGUUCCCUUAUCAGUGUGUGUCGAUCUGAGGGAAGCUGGACGACAGGAUGUGUUUUAUAAUAGAACUGUUCUGUCUGAGAGUUGGAGUUGGAGUGACAGAUGGGCGUAUGUGGCAGAGGCUUCUAACGACCACGGAUUACAAAAAGAAAGCCAGUCAUGUUGCGGACACCAAUGCUGCCCUACCCGACGAGCUAAACACCUUUUUCUCACACUUCGAGCCAAAAGACUCUGAGCUGCCGAGGAGAGCCCCUGAGGACAACGAGGGCUACGUGCUUAUGGUCUCCACGGAAGACGUACAGUUGAAGUCGGAAGUUUACAUACACUUAGGUUGGAGUCAUUAAAACUCAUUUUUCAACCACUCCACACAUUUCUUGUUAACAAACUAUCAUUUUGGCAAGUCGGUUUGUAAUUUUUCCAACAAUUGUUUACAGACAGAUUAUUUCACUUAUAAUUCACUGUAUCACAAUUCCAGUGGGUCAGAAGUUUACAUACACUAAGUUGACUGUGCCUUUAAACAGCUUGGAAAAUUCCAGAAAAUGAUGUCAUGGCAUUUGAGUCAAUUGGAGGUGUACCUGUGGAUGUAUUUCAAGGCCUACCUUCAAACUCAGUGCCUCUUUGCUUGACAUCAUGGGAAAAUCAAAAGAAAUCAGGCAAGACCUCAGAAAACAAAUUGCAGACCUCCACAAGUCUGGUUCAUCCUUGGGAGCAAUUUCCAAACGCCUGAAGGUACCACGUUCAUCUAUACAAAACAAUAGUACGCAAGUAUAAACACCAUGGGACCACGCAGCCGUCAUACCGCUCAGGAAGGAGACGCGUUCUGUCUCCUAGAGAUGAACGUACUUUGGUGCGAAAAGUGCAAAUCAAUCCCAGAACAACAGCAAAGGACCUUGUUAAGAUGCUGGAGGAAACAGGUACAAAAGUAUCUAUAUCCGAGUCCUAUAUCGACAUAACCUGAAAGGCCACUCAGCAAGGAAGAAGCCACGGCUCCAAAACCACCUUAAAAAAGCCAGACUACGGUUUGCAACAGCACAUGGGGACAAAGAUCAUACUUUUUGGAGAAAUGUCCUCUGGUCUGAUGAAACAAAAAUAUAACUGUUUGGCCAUAAUGACCAUCGUUAUGUUUGGAGGAAAAAGGGGGAUCUUGCAAGCUGAAGAACUCCAUCCCAACCGUGAAGCACAUGGGUGGCAGCAUCAUGCUGUGAGGGUGCUUUGCUGCAGGAGGGACUGGUGCACUUCACAAAAUAGAUGGCAUCAUGAGGAAGGAAAAUUAUGUGAAUAUAUUGAAGCAACAUCUCAAGACAUCAGUCAGGAAGUUAAAGAUUGGUCACAAAUGGGUCUUCCAAAUGGACAAUGACCCCAAGCAUACUGCCAAAGUUGUGGCAAAAUGGCUUAAGGACAACAAAGUCAAGGUAUUGGAGUGGCCAUCACAAAGCCCUGACCUCAAUCCUACAGAAAAUGUGUGGGCAGAACUGAAAAAGCAUGUGCGAGCAAGGAGGCCUACAAACCUGACUCAGUUACACCAGCUCCGUCAGGAGGAAUGUGCCAAAAUUUACCCAACUUAUUGUGGGAAGCUUGUGGAAGGCUACCCGAAACGUUUGACCCAAGUUAAACAAUUUUAAGGCAAUGCUUCCGAAUACUAAUUGAGUGUAUGUAAACUUCUGACCCACUGGGAAUGUGAUGAAAGAAAUAAAAGCUGAAAUAAAUCAUUCUCUCUACUAUUAUUCUGACAUUUAACAUUCUUAAAAUAAAGUGGUGAUACUAACUGACCUAAAACAGGGAAUCUGUACUAGGAUUAAAUGUCAGGAAUUGUGAAAAACUGAGUUUAAAUGUAUUUGGCUAAGGUGUAUGUAAACUUCCGACUUCAACUUCAAGUCAUUCAAACGUGUUAACCCUCGCAAGGCUGCCGGCCCAGACGGCAUCCCUAGCCGCGCCCUCCGAGCAUGUGCAGAGCAACUAGCUGUAGUGUUUUUGGACAUUUUCAAUCUCUCUCAAACUCAGGCCGUUAUCCCCACCUGCUUCAAGAUGUCCACUAUCAUCACCAUGCCCAAGAAAGGGAAAGUAACUGAACUGAAUGACUACUGACCCGUAGCACUCACUACGGGUCAUUAUGAAGUGCUUCGAGAGGCUUGUCAAAGACUACAUCACCUCCUCCCUCCCCGACACACCCGACCCUCUCCAAUUCACUUACCGCCCAACAGAUCCACGGACGACUCAAUCGCCAUUGCACUGCACACUGCACUCACCCAUCUGGACAAGAGGAAUGCAUAUGUGAGGAUGCUGUUCGACUACAGCUCACAGCCCUGGGACUGAACCACACCGUCAGAGUGCCUAACUCCUCCCUAUGCAACUGGGUCCUGGACUUCCUGACAGGCCGCUGACGACGCGACAGUAGUAGGCCUGAUUACCAACAACGACGAGACGGCCUACAGGGAGGAGGUAGGCACUCUGACGGUGUGGUGCCAGGUAAACAACCUCUCCCUUAACGUCAGCAAAACAAAGGAGCUGAUUGUGGACUCAUCAAUGGGGCCGCUGUGGAGACGGUCAAAAGCGUAAACUUAACUUCCUGUACGUACACAUCUCCGAGGAGCUGAAAUGGUCAAACCACACGGACCCCGUGGUGAAGAAGGCACGACAGCGACUCUUUAACCUCAGGAGGCUGAAGAAAUUAGUCCUGUCCCCGAGGGCAUUCACAGUGUUCUACAGGAGCACCAUCGAGAGCAUACUGUCGGGCUGGAUCACAGCCUGGUACGGCAACUCCACCGCCGCUGACCGCAAGGCACUACAGAGGGUGGUACGCUCAGCCGAACGCAACAUUGGGUGCACACUGCCUGCCCUCCAGGACACUUACAACACCAGGUGUUGCAGGAAGGCAAAGAAGAUCAUCAGGGACCUCAGCCACCCGAGCAAUGGCCUGUUCUCCCCACUUCUAUCACUCAGAUGUGGGCAGUACAGGAGCAUCAAGGCUAAAACUAUCAGACUGGCCAAUAGCUUCUACCCCCAGACCAUCAGGCUGUUGACUAGCCACCACCAGUCAGCUACCUGCUCCCCCCCCCCCCCCCCCCCCCCCCCCAUCUGCGACCCUCUACAUGUGACUAAAUACAAAUCUAUUUUUAUUUUUUAAAUAAGAAAGGACACUUCCCUUCUGAAAAUACUGAACUCACUCUCUGAAUCUCUCCUACUGCUGUUCCUUUCUCUCUGUGUUUCUCUCUACUCUCUUCCUCAUUCUCAUUCUCCUACACACUCUCUUCUAAAUUCCAGUGUGGCAAGGCCCUCCCUGGUCUCAGCAAGCAGGAAGAAUGCUGUCAGAGCAUCGGAACAUCCUGGGGGUUCCACAAAUGCCAGAAGUGCCCAAAACCAUGUAAGUACCAGCGUAAUACAAGUAACACUCUUUGACUGGUGUAGAUUAUAGUGGUUGAACUUUGUCAUAUGAGAAAUGGGGAGUGAGAGAGACUGUCAUGGGAUAGACAGGGAGCGAGACAGAGAUAGAUGAACUGUACACCCAAAUAAGGACAUCUCAGCCCAUUUGAAAUUUGUCUCAGCUAUGUGAAUACUGUGUGGCUAUUUGCUGCCGAGACACAGUAGUUGAAGAUAAAUCAGGUAAUACACUUUACUGGCACUGUAGAAGCAGUUUACUGGCAUGUGCAGUUACUCAAUUCUUAACUGCAUCCAAGAAAGGGAGUUUUUGUGUCGAGACAAUCAACACAUUGGAACCCAGCUUCUGCCAAAAAAGGGCAAAAAUUGUUUUUCACAGCUUGAGAAUGACAAAGGAGGGGGAUGAAGGAAGGGAUGGGUGGGGGGGGAGUUGGAGAAACAGAUGAAUUUUGUGAAGACAUGCGAGUGUGAAUGUGCUGAACAGACCCAGACCCACAGUAAUGUUCCAAUAACCGGACCCCUGGGUCUAGUCCACUGACUCACCUCAUGGUAAUCCUCUAAUAACUUUAUUUUAAGAGUGGUGAAAACUGUUCACUCUCUUACCCCCAGACAAGCAUUACAACAUUGCCGUGCUUCAUCCAUAUUUGGAAAUAACGUCAUUUGUACAGACCCAGACUGAAACCUAGACACAUUAUCUUGAUCUUUCCCUUUUUUGUGUUUAUAGUUCGGGAACAUUAGAACUAUGCUAGAAUGCUAACAAAAAUGCUAGGACAGAAAUGUGGAGGUCUGGUUUCAAAAACAUGACACAGGCUUUCUCUCAACACCAUAGGCACGUUACAUAAUGUAGCCAAGCUACUGCAAGUAACAGAAUGUCCAGCCCAGUAAUUUCAGAGCAGCUGCUCUUUAGGCACUGCUAGCCUAUCUUCAGUACGAAUCCUACAUUUGUAUUUCAGGAACACUGUAUUAAGUUGGGAACAUUAUAUGACCCUUGUGUUUAUCCAGAUAAAAAAAGGUGGGCGGCUUUUGGCCCUGUGGAUUUAUUUUGAGAAGAGAUCUGUUAAAGAAACAAGCCUGGAUGUCUCCAUGCCAGUAGUCUGUGUUCCCACGUGGCUGUCCUGUCUUUCUCUUCCUGGGCUAUUUUAGCUGGUUGUUACCCAGUGGAGACGGCUAGGGAAGGUUUAGGCCCUUGUGAGCAUUAGAACAUUCCAACAACCUCCCCAGAAUGCUGCUUAAAGAACUCUCUAGAAUGACCUUUAUUGCCUUCAUGCCAAAGCAAUGGGAUCUAUGAGAGAGAGGGGAUGGUGGGAGGAGACGGGGGUGGGAUGUGGUUGGAAAUAUGUGUUUUCAUCAUUUAACUGGAGGGAGAUCGGAAUCUUCAAGUGAAUAGCUUGUACUCCAGGGAUCACCUGUAUUUGGGGAGUUUCUCCCAUUAUUCUAUGCAGAUCCUCUCAAGCUCUGUCAGGUUGGAUGGGGAGUGUUGCUGCACAGCUAUUUUCAGGUCUCUCCAGAGAUUUUCGAUCGGGUUCAAGUCCGGGCUCUGGCUGGGCCACUCAAGGACAUUUAGAGACUUGUCCCGAAGCCACUCCUGCGUUGUCUUGGCUGUGUGCUUAGGGUCGUUGUCCUGUUGGAAGGUGAACCUUCGCCCCAGUCUGAGGUCCUGAGCACUCUAGAGCAGGUUUUCGUCAAGGAUCUCUCUGUACUUUGCUCUGUUCAUCUUUGCCUCGAUACUGACUAGUCUCCCAGUCCCUGCCGCUGAAAAACAUCCCCACAGCAUGAUGAUGCCACCACCAUGCUUCACCGUAGGGAUGGUGCCAGGUUUCCUCCAGAUGUGACGCUUGGCAUUCAGGCCAAAGAGUUCUUCAAUCUUGGUUUCAUCAGACCAGAGAAUCUUGUUUCACAUGGUCUGAGAGUCUUUAGGUGCCUUUUGGCUAACUCCAAGCGGGCGGUUAUGCGCCUUUUACUGAGGAGUGGCUUCCGUCUGGCCACUCUACCAUAAAGGCCUGAUUUGUGGAGUGCUGCAGAGAGGGUUGUCAUUCUGAAAGGUUCUCCCAUCUCCACAGAGGAAAUCUAGAGCUCUGUCAGAGUGACCAUCGGGUUCUUGGUCACCUCCCUGACCAAGGCCCUUCUCCCCCGGUUGCUCAGUUUGGCCUGGCGGCCAGCUCUAGGAAAAGUCUUGGUGGUUCCAAACUUCUUCCAUUUAAGAAUGAUGGAGGCCACUGUGUUCUUGGGGACCUUCAAUGCUGCAGACAUUUUUUGGUACCCUUCCCCAGAUCUGUGCCUCGACACAAUCCUGUCUCGGAGCUCUACAGACAAUUCCUUCGACAUCAUGGCAAGGUUUUUGCUGUGACAUGCACUGUCAACUGUGGGACCUUAUAUAGACAGGUGUGUGCCUUUUCAAAUCAUGUCCAAUCAUUUGAAUUUACCUCAGGUGGACUCCAAUCAAGUUGUAGAAACAUCUCAAGGAUGAUCAAUGGAAACAGAAUGCACCUGACCUCAAUUUCGAGUCAGAUAGGCAAGGGUCUGAAUACUUAUGUAAAUAAGGUAUUUCUGUUUUGUAUUUUUAAUACAUUUGGCAAAAUUCCUAAAAAUCUGUUUUCUUUUUGUCAUAAUGGAGUAUUGUGUGUAGAUUGCUGAGAUUUUUUUUAUAUUUAAUACAUUUUAGAAUAAGGCUGUAAAGUAACAAAAUGUGGAAAAAGUCAAGGGGUCUGAAUACUUUCCGAAGGCACUGGAUAACUAACUGUCUAUUAUGCGUUGGGAAUACUUUGGAAAAUAUUUCCAAAAUUAAAAUACCCCCCCUCUCCUUGUACUCAGAAAACUUGAGAGGCCAAAUCAAAUCCCCUGCAGGCCGGCAGUUGGGGAACCCUAUUGUACUCAAUAAGAGUUCAUAAUAACCUAAUUUGUAGCCCAGAAAAAGACUAUUAGAUUAGUCUGCCUCAAUCAGACAGGCAUCAAAGUACUCCGCACCCUCACAGCACUUUGGAGAUUAAAUCAUUAUGCUUUGAUCAUUAUCAAAUAAUCUUAUGACAGCUUAUGUAGUUAAUCAGUUGUGUUAUCCCUCUUUUUCAUCAACUCAUUUUCUGUCAGGGAGCCUUUUCCCUGUUGGGCCUGAGAAUCGAGAUUAACUUGGUUAGUUUGUACUCCUGUCUUACCUAACAGGCUAUUUGAAGUUCAGAAAUCACCACACAUCCAGUCACAUUUUCUUUUCCCAAUGCUUCCCUGGUUUCCACAUGGAACAAAACCUAUAGUUCUUCACCAGUUUGUUCCCAAAGGCUGAGUCUCCUGUUAUUGGAAGGUACAACGGCACAGUGUAAUGUCUGGCUGUGUUGGGAGUCAGGAAUGGCAGGGGAGUGAGGUUAGCAUUUAUGUGCAGGGCGCCGUGUGAACUGCCCCAUUGUGCCCCGGAGACAGUUGUAGCUGGUAAAUAAGUUGGCUUACAGGCAAACAAACAUAGCCUUGUUCCCUUUUAAGCAAGCUAGCAAUCUGCUUUCAGGUAUUUGGGUGCCACCCUGGUACGGGGCCUGAAAAGCCCUCCAACAGUACUUCCGUCUGCCACAGUAGAUCUAGAUCCCCCCUUCUUACCUUAAGCAGGGUGGAAUCAUUAGUCCAAUCAUUAGUCCUCUGCCAGCCCUCAGUCAGAUGUUGGCUCCAUUCAUUGAGUUUUUACAAUGAAAGCAAUUAAUGUCAACCUUUGGAAACGAAAUACACAAAAGUAUGUGGACACCCCUUCAAAUUAGUGGAUUUGGCUAUUUCAGCCACACCCGUUGCUGACAGGUCUAUAAAAUUGAGCACACAGCCAUGCAAUCUCCAUAGACAAACAUUGGCAGUAGAAUGGGCCAUACUGAAGAGCUCAGUGACUUUCAAAGUUUUACCGUCAUAGGAUGCCACCUUUCCAACAAGUCAGUUUGUCAAAUAUCUGCUGUGCUAGAGCUGCCCCGGUCAACUGUAAGUGCUGUUAUUGUGAAGUGGAAACGUCUAGGAGCAACAACGGCUCAACCGCGAAGUGGUAGGCCACACAAGCUCAUAGAACAGGACCUGGGUAUGGCGGAUACCAGGAGAACGCUACCUGCCAGAAUGUAUAGUGCCAACUGUAUAGUUUGGUGGAGGAGGAAUAAUGGUCUGGGGCUGUUUUUCAUGGUUCAGGCUAGGCCCUUUUCUGUUUCAGCAUGACAAUGCCCCCGUGCACAAAGCGAGGUCCAUACAGAAAUGGUUUGUCGAGAUCGUUGUGGAAGAACUUCACUGGCCUGCACAGAGCCAUGACCUCAACCCCAUCAAACACCUUUGGGAUAAAUUGGAACGCCGACUGCGAGCCAGGCCUAAUCGCCCAACAUCAGUGCCCAAACUCACUAAUACUGUUGUGGCUGAAUGGAAGCAAGUCCCUGCAGCAAUGUUCCAACAUCUAGUGGAAAGCCUUCCCAGAAGAGUGGAGGCUGUUAUAGCAGCAAAGGGGGGACCAACUCCAUAUUAAUGCCCAUAAUUUUGGAAUGAGAUAGUCGACGAGCAGGUUUCCACAUACUUUUGGCUAUGUAGUGUUGAAUGGUUACAUGAUGUUUGGCAUUUGGAAGCGGAGGUAAGCGGGUGUUUUUGCACAGUGUUUUGUCCUUGAGGUUUGUGUGGCCAGGGAUAAGAAAGUUGAAUGCAUGAGAGGAGGUGUUUGUUCAUGGGUUCAUGUGAGAGAUGGGUUUUUUUUACCAUUAUUUUCCUCUUUUAUUUUGUUCUUCAUAAUAAUGGUUGCUUGUGCUGGAAUGCAACUAAAAUCCAAAUGGGAACAAAUAAUGUUUCCUAUUUUAUUCAAUGUUUUAUUUUGCCAUGAAUCUCAUUUUCCUUCAAGGUAAGCUUGAGAUCGCUAUUCUAGUCCUCAAACAGCUAUCAGACAAUGCCAGUAAGUUGAGAGGCUUGCGUCAGGAGGACAGUACCGUGAAUUAGUGAUGGAGAUCAAAGAAGGAUUCAAGCACCCUGUCAUCAAUCCCCAAAAAGCGUGAUGGUUUUAUCCGUGGCAGGUUUCCUGACGUCACCUGAAGUUAGGAUAAACUCUGCGACUGUAAUAGAUGGCACUUAUCCUGAAUGUGUUCAACUCAAUUGUGUGUUGUGUGCAUGCAUGCGCGUGUGUGUGUUGGUGAAACACUGGUUCUUACUAGGUGUUGAUGGAUCAUGUUCUUGAUGAACAGGGCAGAGUAGAGAUACUGUCAGAGUGGGCUUCCUCCUUCUUAAACAAUUCUGGAUCAGUCAUCAAAUGCUGUCUACUCCCAUAAAGUCAGGGGGAAUCCCCAAAGUAUCAGUAGAAAUGCUUUUUAAAAACCUGUAGCCAAUUAAACAUAGCCAAUUAAAUGCGUUCUUAUGAGAUAAUGAAGCGUACAUACUCUAUAUUGUUCUGAGUCAUGUAAAAGUCUCAGAGAUGGAUUGAUGGAAGUAAAAAAAAAAAAUAUCUCUCUCUUUUCCAGCUAUUCCUCUGACAGCAGGAGGAUCCAGACAUGCGAUGGACUGCCCCCAGGGAUACAAGCGCAUCAACAACUCCCACUGCCAAGGUAAGCGCUGUGGCCCACCUCUUGUUCAACGUCUCUGCGACUACCACUGCCAUUGUUUGGCUUGUGCUUUCUCACACGGAGAGAAUUCUAUUGUUUUCUCAGCGUGGCGGAGGGCUUCGCCAGGAGAAAUUAGCCUUAAAGAAAUGAUUUGUCACCAGCCACAUAAAACCCUGCGAGAGAGCAGGGCUACCAUCCAGAGACGAGGAAUGAAUAUGCUUCAUUUUGACAAGGAGAUCAUUCUCACCCUUCCUUGGGUGGUAUGGGCCUGUCUACCUGUACACAGCACCCUCUGCUGGUCCCUCGCGCUCCAAUCCUCCACAGAUACACUGACUCAGCCCACUCUCAUUUAUGACACUGGUUUGCCAGCUGCCAUUUGUUGUCUCCCCAGAGCUGCCUGAAAUCUAUCAAAGAUUAAAGUUUUUUCUUCUCUUUCUACUCUUGACUUGCUCCACUUGGUCGUCAGUGAUCAAUCCUGCUUUAACAGGACCUCAAACACCAUAACAGCCAUGCGGGGGAGAGAGUGAAAAGAGGCAGGUGCCAUAUUUGAUAGAUUUCCCUAAUCUAAUCUGAAUUGAAUUGGGAUAUGAUAGCGAACGAUGACUACAAUACAUCAGGGCUGGCAGGCCUGACCGUAUUCAGAGGAGUCACACUAAAUCAAGCCUGCUCUGCCCCAGCGACUUUUGAACCUACUGUGGCCCAUUCACUCAGCACUCCACUCAAGGGGAGGGAGGAAGGGAGGUAGAGGGACCAGUGUCUGUGUAUACGCCACAGGCCUGCUCAGGGACUUUACUGACUGCUCAUUUUUUAAACAAAAAAAUAUAACCCCUACUGCUCUCCUCUAAUCAGCAGGAAACCCAAACCUCUCCUUCUCUCUAUGGUAGCUGGCUGUUUGAACUGUCAGAUCUUACAGAGAGGGGUUAUGAAAUAGUGAAGGCUUAUCCUUUAAAUUGAGCUUGUGGCGUCUCUACUACAAUAACAACUGCCCAACACUAAACACACUACAUUAUUCUACAUCAUUGAGAAUUCUAUUGGAACAGUGGACGGUACAUUGAAAACAUCAGGGGACACCCCUACUCACUUCAAAGGGAUCCCAUUAAUUGACAGCACUGGUAGUGUAGUGCAUGGCACAACCAACAGAGGGCAUAUGCCUGGGUUCCACUGGUUCUACAUGAGGCAGAGUGCCACCGCGCCAAGGCGCUUGCCAGAACUGUGGUUAGGCAGAGAAGGGCUCUGAAAGGGGAGCCGAGGCCUGACUGCUGCCUAUUCGGAGUGCUGCCAGGCUGAGGAGAGCAGAGUGGUGGCCCAGACUUGGUUAUUCCUGUGGAGGUGCUGUGACUCUUUACCCUGUAAUCCACCACUUCCUGUUCCCCUUAAUAUUACCCCUUUUUUACAGGGCUGAUUUGGAUUUAAUCUCCAUUUAGUUUUUCUUGGAGCUAGGUAUGUGUGUUUACUAAUUGCUGAAUAUGGUGUGACUGUGUCCAAUAUAAAAAAUGGAGGGGAAAAAGACACGAUAGAGGCUUGCUCGGCUGGUUUCAAGUCGUGUGGAGUCGGCGGGUCUUGUUCUGAUCCAGUUCUGAUUAAAUUCCCCAGUGAGCCAUUUGAGUUCUGAAGCGGUGAGGGUAGGAGGUGUUAGGCUGGGUCAUGUUCAGUAUGACUUCUCUUGGACAAGCCAAUCUCCCUCCCACAUACUCUCGUUUAGCACUUCUCAGGCACUGCUGAAUGUUGUGGUGACUAAUGCGCAGGUGUGUCCCAGCCCAGGCAGCGGAUCUGAGUCCAAAGUGAUUAAGGUGAUGAGUGAGCAGUGA
Messenger RNA from Coregonus sp. 'balchen', 22861 nucleotides. The record is from the annotation of a GenBank genome assembly. Lineage: Eukaryota; Metazoa; Chordata; Actinopteri; Salmoniformes; Salmonidae.